CGCGCAGAGUCAGUCGCGCUGCGAUUUUUCGCUCGUUCGGUAGCGACGACUACACGACGUCCAGUGUCCAUCGAUCCUCGUCAACUUUUUUUUUUCCUAUAUCUUAUACAACUCGUACGUGCAAAGCUGCAGUAUACGUAGCGUCCGUUUGCGCCGCGAUCAUUGGAAGGGAUUUUUGAAAAUUGCUGUAUAGAACUCGAAGUUGUAUCGAAAAUGCCAAAACUCAAGGCGAAGGUCCACGGUGAAAAGCCGCAAAGCGGCGAUAUCGUUGCCACUGCGCAUCGUCAUCGAAUCGAGACUUAUUUCACUGAGUAAAAAUAAAUAAGAUUAUUUAGGCGAUAUUAUAAUUUCAAUUGACUCUCCAGCAGGGUAAAGUCGAGGUGACGGGGCUGCGCAACGAGACUGCGAACACGAGCAUCAUGGCAAUGUGCAGCAGCGGCAUAGGUUUGUGCAAUUCAACGGCAGGAUCGGGAUCAUGGCGUUUUACAGUAGAAGUAACGGGACGGCGUCCAAUGGUAAUGGCAAUGGCAAUGCAGCAGCAGGAGGAGGAAGAAACGCUCGAUACCAGGCCAGUCAAGCAGGCAGCAGCAACAACAACAAAGGAAUCGGCUGCGGCUUCGGCGUCGUCGGUAGCGGUGGUAGCGGCUGCGGCAGCGGCAACAUCGGUAGCGGCGCCGGAGGAGCCUUAGUCACGCGCGAGACGCGCUGCGAGCUGAGCUUUUGCGCGAUGCCUCUGCCCAAUAUACUGCGCAAGGCCAGCAGCUACAUCCUCGGCGACAACUGCCAGGACAAUUUGCGGGCCAUGUACCAGGACGGCGAGACGCUGUUCUGCAAGAACAACGUGUGCGUGCACCCGCCGACGCUGCUCAGGCAGCACUGCGACGUGGUCCAUCAUCCGGGCUACCUCACGGUCACCUGCAAAGUCGACAAGGCCACGGCCCUGCCGACGCUCCACCUCAGUUGGAUACCCAACACGACCCUGCGCAAGUGUCCGGCCACUCUGGAGAACGCCGCCGCCAAGAGGCUCGAGACCACCAAGGAGAACAGCGCCGAGCCCAGCUCCGACGAACAAGCCAAAGGGACGCUGGAAAAGAUCGACGGAGCUCAAGAGGCCAAAGAACCGCCCAACAGUCUCGACUGCGAGCGAGUCUGCUCGGGUGGCGCGAGCACGCCGCCGCCGAUCUUUUGCCAGCCGAAGAACGGCGACGCGACGAUCGGGACGGAUCCUUUGAGCAGCGACGUGCCGGGCCGCAGCAGUAGCGCUGCCGGUGCAGCAGCUGCUGCAGCCGAUGCGGAAGCGCAGCGGCCGUCGUCGAGCGUCCAGUACUCGAGGUCGGAAUCGUCCGAGUCGAAGAACGACGACGGCAACGAGCUCGCGCUCAAAGAUAAGAGCCGAAGCUUAUCGUUGACGUCCAUGAACAGCUUAUCUAUAACGAUCAAUAACGAUGAGGAACUCCCGACGUGGAUGCGGAGCCCGGAGCUGCUGGCGCUGCAGCACAACCUGGCCUUUCCCGAGAGCGCGAGCGCCUCGCCGGUGACGCUUCGCCGCACGACGACCCACCGCUGCCGGCGCUUCUCCGUGGACCUCGGCCAGAUGCGCUCGCUCCGGCUGUUCUUCGCCAAUCCCGAGUGCAGCUCGGGCCAGCUGGUGGUGGCCAGCCGCGAGAGCCAGUACAAGAUUCUGCACUUUCAUCACGGCGGCCUGGACAGGCUCGCGGCGACUCUGCACCAGUGGCACCAGCUGCUCAAUCCCAGCGGUCCAGCGAGGCCGCCGCCGCCGGCCGGCGAGGAGAGCAGCCUGCUGCCCUAUCGCCACUUCAUGGUCUGCCGGCCCGAGGUGAGCAGCGACGAGUUGCACCCGGAGGAGGGCCAGGUACCGAUGAUCACCUCGCUCGCCUGGCAGGAUAUGCUCAACGAGCGGGGCCAGCUCGAGGACGAUCUCGGCCUGCGCAAGGGCAUAUUCUUCGGCGGCCUCGAGCCGGUCCUGCGCAAGAUCGUCUGGCCGUUCCUGCUGCACUGCUACUCCUACCAGAGCAGCUACGAGGACCGCGAGAAGAUCGACGAGAUAAGGCGCCAGGAGUACGAGGAGAUCGUCAAGAGGCGCAACAACAUGAGCCCCCAGGAGGCCGAGCACUUUUGGCGACACGUCGUCUGCAUCGUCGAGAAGGACGUCGUCCGCACGGACCGCGGCAAUCCCUAUUACGCCGGAGAGGACAAUCCCAACAUCGAAGUCAUGAAGAAUAUCCUGCUGAACUACGCGGUGUACAACGCGCGACUCGGCUACACCCAGGGCAUGUCGGAUCUGCUGUCGCCGCUGCUGGCCGAGCUGGACGACGAGCAGGAGGCCUUCUGGUGCUUCGCCGGCCUGAUGCAGCGCUCGGUGGCCGUCUGCACCCCCACGGACGUCGACAUGGACCGGAAUCUCUGCUACCUGCGCGAGCUGCUGCGCCUCAUGGUGCCGGACUUUUACGCGCAUCUUCAGAAGCACGACGACGCCCUGGAGCUGCUGUUCUGCCAUCGCUGGAUACUGCUCUGCUUGAAGCGAGAAUUCCCGAUGGACGUCGCCCUGAGCAUGUGGGAGGCCUGCUGGGUCAACUACCUGACCGAUCACUUCCACCUGUUUCUGUGCCUGUCGAUAAUGUGCGUCUACGCGGACGACGUCGUGGCCCAGGACCUGCGCACCGACGAGAUGCUGCUGCACUUCAGCUCGCUGGCCAUGUACAUGGACGGCCGGCUGAUCUUGCGCAAGGCUCGCGGCCUGCUGCACCAGUUCCGCCAGCUGGACCGGCUGCCCUGCACCCUGGCCGGCCUCUGCAAGCAGUGCGGCCCCGGCAUGUGGGACAGCUCCCACGAUCCCGUCAUCGAGUGCGUCGGCCACCUCGACGCCAAGUGUCCGCUCGCCGACAAUUACUCCCGGCAGGCCUACAACAGCCUCGAGUGAACGCGGUCUAGCUCGUCGAUGUACUUUGGAAUCGAGUUCGAUCGAGAAUACACCGCAGCUUUGCGUGCGCUGAUUGUUCCACGCGAUGCUGCAUUGGGACUCGUGCCCAAAUAUGCCCAAUUGCCGCCUGUAAAUAUGUCCCUCGACGUUUUAGUUCUAGUUCGUUUAUUCCAGGCACAAAUUACUUGUUUCACACCAAAGACUACUUAGUAUUUGUAAUACAAAAAUAUCCACAUUACGUAUUCAGACAAAUGCAAUGAUUAGUGCCAACUACUGAAGCUAUCACGUAUACGGAUUGACAACACCGUUUCGAUAGUUUUUUCCCUGCACAUAGUUUAAUUGUCGUGUGUGUGUUUGCGUAUCUUGAGCUUUGGUGGAUCACCUUAGUAAAAAGUUUAAAGUUUCAACUUAUACACGAUAAAAAGAUUCUGAGUUGAGAGAUAAAGUUGAUGUCGCAUCAAGUACGAAAAUGUCAAAUCAGUCUAAUCGGAUGCUUCAAUUAAAAAAAUCUCGUCAAUAGCUAUGAAUGUAAAUACAAUUUAUUCUUUACUCUUUUCGCUAAAAUAACAAGAGUAAAUAAAGUUAUAUACUAAAAAAUAUUAAAAUGUACAUAUGAGUCUGAAGUUAUUUGCGUGUUCGAUGAUGAAUUAAAUCUCAGCUUCAGAAUAUUUAAUCACAAGACUGACAUAAAAAAAGCACUUUUGCAACGUGUAUUGAGCAUAUAUUCUUAACAUUGCGUUCCAAAAAAAUGCUCUCAAUAAAGGCAAAAGAAAGAUAGUAUUUUGAGAAUUACAAAAAAUAAUUUAAAAAUUCAAAAAAUUCCAUCAACAAUUUGACAUUUUUGAAAACUAUCUUAUUUGCACGUUGAAUUUUUCUAAUCAAAUUGUUUAAUGCAACGAUAUACGAUUUGUACAAAGUAUUGCACAUGUGUAGUGUUGUCUACAGUUUUUGUAAGUGUUUUCUUGUAAAUGUUGUCUACCUCUGUUGUAAGUGCCAUUACUUGUGUUUUUAUUCGAUAUAAUCAUUAAUAAACAUUUGAAACUCUCAAUUUCAUAAAGUGUUAUAAAAAUUAUAUGUAAAAUCAGCUGUCCUCAAUUUAUGACACAAAAGUAAUGGUGAAACCGAAAUAAAUAUUUUUACUUGAAAGUUGCUUAACAAUUUCAACUCAAAGUAUUAUUUUCACACAUGAUCAUUACAAUGAUCUAGUUAAAACAGUUAAGAAAAAGUCUAUUCAUUAAUGUAAGCCUAGUUAUUAGUUUGUAUGAAAAUAAAAUGAAAUAUCAAAAAA
This is a messenger RNA of Trichogramma pretiosum, 4229 nucleotides long. RefSeq names its product TBC1 domain family member 16 (gene TBC1D16). Gene Ontology annotation, biological process: activation of GTPase activity. The record is from RefSeq and is a predicted model, not a curated record. The transcript has 7 exons. Bases 476 to 2941 code for a protein of 821 amino acids. Gene Ontology annotation, cellular component: early endosome. Gene Ontology annotation, molecular function: GTPase activator activity. NCBI's taxonomy places the organism in Eukaryota, Metazoa, Arthropoda, Insecta, Hymenoptera, Trichogrammatidae.